This is a messenger RNA of Pediculus humanus corporis (human body louse), 642 nucleotides long. RefSeq lists its product as uncharacterized. The transcript is spliced from 4 exons. NCBI's taxonomy places the organism in Eukaryota, Metazoa, Arthropoda, Insecta, Psocodea, Pediculidae. Gene Ontology annotation, molecular function: GTP binding; GTPase activity. The record is from RefSeq and is a predicted model, not a curated record. The coding region runs from base 1 to 642 and encodes 213 amino acids.
AUGGAUUUCGUCAAAGUCGUUUUGCUGGGAGGUUCUGGAGUGGGUAAAACUUCUAUUGUCCAGAGAUUCGUACACAACGAAUUCAACGAAAAGUAUACGCCUACGGAACAAAAGGAAACAUAUUAUCCAUCGGUUAUAAUAAACGAUCACCUUUACGAGCUCAAAAUUUCCGACCUUCCCGUUAUAUCAUAUUUUCCGGUUAAUUCGUAUUACGAAUGGGCAGAUUAUAGGUUUUACGGUUUGAGAUCCGCGACCGCGUACAUACUCGUAUUCGAUUUAUCGAACGUGGAAACGUUUCAAUUCGUGAGAACUAUGAGAGAACAAAUGAUAGAGAGUAGAGACAUGAAACACGUUCCCCUACUCAUCGUGGGUAACAAACAGGAUCUCAUAGUCGCGGACGCGGGAAGCGGGAAUUCGGGGGUAUCAAUGAUACCCUCGAACGUGAAUCAAAGGAAAAGGCGAGACAUUGUUAAUCUCGUUAAAAAACAUUGGAAGUGCAAUUACGUUGAAUGCAGCGCGAAACACAAUUGGGGCGUCAUUGCCGUUUUUAAAGAAUUAAUGGAAGUCAUCGAUUUUUAUUCAUCUCCCGUCAUAGACAAUAUACAAGAUGCAUUCGAUGGGAAUAAAUGCGCCAUUUUGUAA